UAUGAUAAUGACAUAACGUCAUUGCCGGGGGGUGAACUUCCAGAGCUCCGAACUCCAGCUUUUUUUGCGUUAUCAUAUCGAUCUUUUAUCCAGAUCUCAACAUGAAACCUACAAUUACAAAAAUAAAAUUGCGGUAAACAUGGCUGGCCUCCAACCGCUCAGAGCGCAUGGUCUAGUUGGUUCACUCACAAAAACAUCAAUUCGUCCGACUCGAUGUACGGUAGCUAGCUCGAAGGGAUGGUGCACGGCGUCGCGGACUCAGGUUCGGUAUAAGUCGGGGCCAUAUGGAUACACGCAGGCGAAAGCACUUGUUUUCAGCGAGUAUGGCGAGCCGAAGGAUGUAUUGAAACUACACACACACUCCAUAUCCCCCAACCUCCCCUCCUCAUCCGUCCUCCUCCGCACCCUCGCCGCACCCAUCAAUCCCGCCGACGUAAAUACAAUCCAAGGCACCUACGGCGCGCUCCCACCCUUUUCCUCGCUACUUGGCACAACCGAACCCUCUAUAAUACCCGGUAACGAGGGGGUGUUUGAAGUCGUUUCUUCGUCCGCACCGGCUUCCGCGAGUAUAAGUAAAGGGGAUUGGGUUAUUCCUAAGAAAACCCAAUUCGGCACUUGGCGCACACAUGCGCUAGCUCCGGCUGAUGAAUUAAUUAAAAUUGAGAAAGAGGGGCUGUCGCCUGCCCAGGUUGGGACUGUGGCUGUGAAUCCGUGCUCGGCGUAUAGGAUGUUGAGGGAUUAUGUUAGAGACCCUACGCCGCUUAGGGAAGGGGAUUGGUUUGUGCAGAAUGGUGCGAAUAGCGGUGUUGGGCGCGCGGCUAUUCAACUUGGACGGUUGUGGGGGUACAGGAGUAUUAAUGUUAUACGCGCCCGGGAAUCGGCUGAGGAAACGCAGGCUCUUGUCGACGAGUUGAAGGAACUGGGUGCUACGCAUGUGGUUACGGAGGAAGAAUUCCAGGCGAGAGAAUUCAGGGAACGGCUUGCAGAGUGGACGAGAGGGAAUCGUGAGGGUGUGAGAUUAGGGUUGAAUUGUGUAGGGGGGAAGAGCGCGCAGGGGAUUGCGAAGACGCUUGGUUCGGGGGGGACUAUGGUUACGUAUGGGGGUAUGGCGAGGCAGCCUGUUGCGUUGCCGACUGGGUUGCUGAUUUUUAAAGAUCUGCGGUUUGUCGGGUUUUGGUUGAGUCGCUGGGCUGAUCGCGAUCCGGCGGAGAAGGAGAGGACUGUGAAUGAGAUUUUGGGGUUGGUUAGGGAGGGGAAGUUGAAGGAUGUGCCGACCCAGGAACUGACUUGGAAUUGGGAGACAGAGGUUAGCACGUUGACGGGUGCGGUGCAAGGUACGCUGCAAGGGUUUAGGGGCGGGAAGGGAAUAUUUAUGUUUAAGGAUACCUGAGAACGGGUAAUAAUGAUGGUUGAGGUGGGUAUUAUGGUCUACAUGAUGCGCUCAUAGUAUCUCACCAAGCGAGCUACUUAAGCCUCAUGAAUAGAGAAGCCCCCUUAAAUAGGCAGGCUUGCUUGAGAUAGAAAAGCCUACAAGCCUGUCACGAAUUGAGCUUCACAAAAUUAAUGGCUGUUAAAA
Hypoxylon trugodes is the source of this 1576-nucleotide messenger RNA. RefSeq names its product NAD(P)-binding protein. The record is from RefSeq and is a predicted model, not a curated record. NCBI's taxonomy places the organism in Eukaryota, Fungi, Ascomycota, Sordariomycetes, Xylariales, Hypoxylaceae. Gene Ontology annotation, biological process: fatty acid metabolic process. Gene Ontology annotation, molecular function: trans-2-enoyl-CoA reductase (NADPH) activity. The coding region runs from base 140 to 1390 and encodes 416 amino acids. Gene Ontology annotation, cellular component: mitochondrion. The transcript is spliced from 2 exons.